Molecule: messenger RNA, 2658 nt
Organism: Glycine soja
Lineage: Eukaryota; Viridiplantae; Streptophyta; Magnoliopsida; Fabales; Fabaceae
Product: L-cysteine desulfhydrase-like
Exons: 2
Coding region: 106-1548 (480 amino acids)
Source: RefSeq, a predicted model, not a curated record
AGUCAAGAACAAAAUAUAUUUUUUUUUUUAAAAAAAAAGGAGAAAAGACGAACCGAAUAACGACAAUUUCAGCACUCAAGAGUUCCUCACUUCCUCUCCCCAGCUAUGUUAUCUCCAACCGCCAACCACCAACCACCAACCACCAACGGCUCACUCUCUCCCCAAACAAUAACAAUGACAACACUUCCCGAAACCCCCACCAUGGAAAACGACAACACCACCCACCUAAACGGCACCGGCAAGAAACCCAAGCUCGCGCACGUCACGCACACCAUUUCCGAGGCCGAGAUCCGCGAGGAAUUCUCCCACCACCACCGCGGCGUCGCCAGAAUCAACAAUGGCAGCUUUGGCAGCUGCCCGCAUUCCGUCCUCGCCGCGCAGUCCACCUGGCAGCUCCGCUUCCUCCAGCAGCCCGACGACUUCUACUUCAACGCGCUCCGCCCCGGUAUCCUCGCCUCACGCGCCGCCAUCCAAGACCUCAUCAAUGCCGGCCACGUGGACGACGUCUCCCUCGUUGACAACGCCACCACCGCCGCCGCCGUCGUCCUCCAGCAGAUCGGCCGCCGCUUCGUCCGCGGCUACUUCCACCGGAACGACGCCGUUGUGAUGUUCCACUGCGCCUACCAGGCCGUGAAGAAAUCCAUUGAAGCUUACGUCAGUCCCAUCGGCGGCACCAUCGUCGAGGUUGAACUCCCCUUUCCGGUGCGCUCGGAGGAAGAAAUCAUAACGGAGUUCAAGAAAGGCCUCGAGAAAGGUAAACUCAACGGCGGAAGAGUUAGGUUAGCGAUAAUCGAUCACAUAACUUCCAUGCCUUCGUUCGUUCUCCCCGUUCGCGAAUUGAUCAGGGUUUGCAGAGAGCACGGAGUGGAGCAGGUUUUCGUCGACGGCGCUCACGCCAUUGGAAGCGUCCCCGUGGACGUUAAGGAAAUUGGAGCUGAUUUUUACGUGAGCAAUUUGUACAAGUGGUUUUUCUCGCCGCCUUCGGUGGCGUUUUUGUAUUGUAAGGAAAAAUCAAACGACGUGCACCACCCUGUCGUUUCACAGGAGUACGGGAAGGGCCUACCGGUUGAGAGUGCGUGGGUGGGGAUGCGUGACUAUAGCCCCCAGCUUGUUGUGCCAUCGAUUUUGGAGUUCGUGAAUCGGUUUGAGGGUGGGAUUGAGGGGAUUAUGAAGAGGAACCAUGACGGGGUUGUGAAAAUGGGAACCAUGUUGGCGGAGUCGUGGGGAACGGUUCUGGGGUCGCCUCCUGAUAUGUGUGCUAGCAUGAUUAUGGUGGGGUUGCCUUCUAGGUUGCGUGUGAUGAGUGUUGAUGAUGCAUUGAGGUUAAGGUCGUACCUUAGGGUUUAUCAUGCAGUUGAAGUUCCUGUGUAUUACCAGGCUUUGAGGAAUGGUGAUAGGGAUCCUAGGGACAAGGAUGGGUUUAUAACUGGUUACGUAAGGAUAUCUCAUCAAGUUUAUAAUACUGCUGAUGAUUAUGAGAGGCUUAAGACUGCGAUCAAUCAGCUUGUGGAGGACGGGAAAGUUUGCAGCGGGCUUCCUAAGGAGUGAUUUGAAAGAAAAGAAUGAAUGAGGUAAUGGAAAAUGUUAAACUGUUGGAGCCCUCUUGUAAAAAUAACCUAUACGAGGUUAACUUUGUAUGCUGGGACUUGUAAUUGUUGAAGAAUAAAAGAGGAUCUUACUGGAGGCUGGAUUUUGAUGGCUACAUAAUGAAAUUAGAAAGCUGAGGUUUGUGAGGCAUUGUUUUCUACUUCUGGUUUCUGGCGACCUGGUAGCUUUCUUUAGUUCUACUAAUGGAUUUAAAAUGAGUUUCAUGAGCUAACUGCCUCUCAAUCAUUGACUACUGGUUUGUAUGUUGAGGUUUCUUCUUGGUAACUGGGGCAAACCAAGUUUAAAUCCUGCCUUGGUGCUGAAAACCAAAAUUGGAUAACUACUCUGUAAGAAAGGUAAGACAUGGUUGUAACUACAAAAUUUGAAUUCAUAUUUGUUUACUAAUCAACGUAGGGAAUUCAGAGAUGAGUAUUGCCAAUAUUUGUAACUACAUGUAAAAUUGAUUCCUUUUAAUGUAGGUUGCUGCUAGACUGUUAGUGUUUUUUUAUCAUUCGUUAACCCAUAAUUUAUAGAGAUGGCUGCGUCUGUAUUUAGUUCAUAACAUCUUUCAGGUGCUGGUACCAUACUUGAAGGGCUCAAUUAUUUGCAUUAUCUGAUCUCAACUAAUGUCCAAUCUUAGAAUUUUGCUGUUGGUAUUCAUGGAGUAACCUCGCAGCCUUGUUAACAUUCUGGUUGGAAGAGUAUAUUUUAUUCCUAACUUAGAUGGCCCUACGUGUAAGCCAUAUGCCAUGCACGAGCGUCAUUGAUGGCCAAGAUUCAUGCAUCCAUACAGCUAGUGACACUGUUGCUGUAUUAUUAAACAUCAAACUGCAGGGUGAUAGAAACAAAAUUUGCUUCACUUGAAUGGAAUUCCAAAAGGAGCUAGGGUGACGUUAGUCUAUAAAUAAAUAGGGUGGGAUUGAUAUAGGAAAGAGUUGGAAAUUUUGUACUCACAAUCACUCAAACCUUACACAUUUGUCCACUAGGAUACAGAGGCGCUCAGAAGAGCAAUGUAUGAACUUCCAACGAGAAAGUAAAAUUGUUCAUUUGAUUUAGUUCUCCUCCUCUUCA